Messenger RNA from Hansenula anomala, 495 nucleotides. RefSeq names its product Spc19p (gene SPC19). NCBI's taxonomy places the organism in Eukaryota, Fungi, Ascomycota, Saccharomycetes, Phaffomycetales, Wickerhamomycetaceae. Gene Ontology annotation, cellular component: DASH complex; spindle microtubule. The record is from RefSeq and is a predicted model, not a curated record. Gene Ontology annotation, biological process: attachment of spindle microtubules to kinetochore. Bases 1 to 495 code for a protein of 164 amino acids. The transcript has a single exon.
AUGUCAUACCCAAACCCAGGAACCCUAAAUGGAUGCAUAUCUUCACUCUCAUCAUCUGUAUCACUACUGGGCAAUAGUCUGGAUUCUUUAGACACUUUGACUAAUGAUUUUGGGAGAUUACCAUUGAUACUUGAUCAAAACAAAAUAUUUACACUAGUACCGGAACAUGAUCUAAAUAUUGCCAAAAAGAACUUGGUACAUGAGAUAGAACCAAAGAUUUACAAGCUCGUUGAAAUAAUUCGUGUCAAGCUAUCUAAAUUGGAAAGAAAGAACUCAAAUUUAGUCUCAAAGAUACAAUUGAAUGAAGUUAGAAUAAAUAAUUUUAGAAAUGAUUCUUCAAAAACUUUGGCAGAUGAAGAAAUAGAGGUUGAAGGCACAGAGGAAGAACUGGAGCAAUUAAGACAAUUAAAGUUGAAGAAAGAUCGAUUGAAAUACAAACUAUCAAGUAUAAAUCUACAGAAUAGAAAAGCAAGAUUGAGUAUGGUGAAUCGUUGA